Molecule: messenger RNA, 3058 nt
Organism: Lactuca saligna
Lineage: Eukaryota; Viridiplantae; Streptophyta; Magnoliopsida; Asterales; Asteraceae
Source: the annotation of a GenBank genome assembly
AUGAACGACAUCCACCGUAGAUUACAUGUACCCUUAAGGAUUGCUCAACCAUUACUUAUUGGGAUGGAAUAUCAUAUUCACUUUGUUACUUCAUGGUUGAAAGAUGGGUCCUCACAUACUGCAGACAUACUCACUACUUUGGGUAUGGGUGGGAUCGGGAAGACAUCUUUAGCCAAACAUGUCUAUGGGUUGUAUUCUCAUGAAUUCCACAUAAGUAGCUUUAUUGAAGAUAUCACAAGGAAAUGUGAUGGAAAGUUUAAUGGGUUACUUGAUUUACAAGAACAACUUUGCAAUGACAUUUCAAAAACAAGUUCAAUUAGAUUUCAUGAUGUGGGAAUAUACACCACAAAGAUAGAGAAUGCACUAGCCCGUAAAAGGGUUUUUCUAGUCCUUGAUGAUAUAACCACUAUUGAUCAGUUGGAUGCAUUACUUGGAAGCAAAGGUUUUCAUCCUGGAAGCAAAAUUAUAAUAACAACAAGGGACAGAUGGUUGACCGAGAGUUGUGCACUAUUCAAAACAAACAAUAAACCCAAGCAUGAAAGACAUUUGCUUCUUGGCUUAGAUGAGAUCCAAUCACUACAACUUUUGAGUUUUCAUGCAUUCAUGUGCAACUAUCCCAAGGAAGGUUAUGAAGAGGUGUCAUAUAAGCUUGUGAAAUAUUGUCAAGGAAAUCCAUUGGCUCUUGUAGUUUUGGGAAAGUCUCUAUGUAAUCGAGAUGUAGCUUACUGGGAAGGGUGCAUAGAAGGGUUAAAUAAAGAAACAAGUUCCCAUAUAAAUAAUGUCUUGAGAAUGAGCUUUGAUUCUUUGCCAUCCAACAAUGAUAAGGAAUUGUUUAAGCAUAUUGCUUGCUUUUUUGUUGGAAUAGAUAGAGAUGUUAGUGAAACAAUAUUAAAGGCAUGUGAUAUAAUCACAAGAUCUGGAAUCACGAAUCUCAUUGACAGAUAUCUUCUUAGUAUAGGAUCGAAUAAUGAAUUAAAGAUGCAUCAGUUGGUUCAAGAGAUGGGAAGAUUGGAAGUACAUCAAGAAUCACUUGACAAGCCAUGGAAGCGAAGUCGAAUAUGGUGUCAUAAGGAGUCAUUCAGAGUGUUGAAACAAAAAAAGGGUAAGGGAAACGUUUUAGGCCUUUCCCUUGACAUGCGCAUGCUUGAGAAAGAGAAGUCUGAAGCAUCAUUUGAGCUAAAAACAGAUGCAUUGAGUAACAUGGAUAGUCUAAUGCUACUACAAAUCAAUUAUGUGCACAUGGAGGGGUCUUACGAGAACUUUCCGGGUGAAUUAAGAGGCUUGCGUAUGCAUGGGUUCCGUUUAAAGUCUAUACCUUUAGACUUACCAAUGAUGAAUCUGGUUGCUCUUGACAUGUCAUAUAGCUAUAUUGAAUCAUUUGUUGGUUGUUAUAGUAAUAUACAACGACUUGAGAAGAGACAAAAGUUUGAUGCAUUGUACUUAAAAGACAAAAAGUUGUUUAGAUCAUUGAAGAUUCUUAAUUUAAGUUUCUGUAAACAACUUCGUAGUCUUGGUGACUUUGACCAACUCCCUGCACUCGAGAGGUUAAUAGUUAGAAAUUGUGUUGGUUUGGUUGAGGUUGGUGAAUCAAUUGAGCAAUGUAUUGAACUUGUCUUCAUUGAUAUGAGCUAUUGCAAGAAGCUUGAAAAACUUCCUAGAAACAUAGGCAUGUUGAAGAAUGUUAAAACACUGUUGCUCGAUGGUUGUAAGCUUAGCGAUUCUCAAAUCGAGGAUAUGGAUAUGGUCAUAAACAUAAGAACCUCCUCCUCCGUCUUUAUGGGUGCUAUACCAAGUGAUUUGAAGUUGUUUACAGUUUCUUUACCGAGAAAUGUCCCCACUAGAGUUAUCAUCAAACGGUGGAUAGAUUUCACACCUGGGUCCUGUGAAAUUGAAGGAAUGAUCAAAAUCCAAGCAAUGGUGGGUGUUAAGGACAAGGUAUUACGUAGUUUGGGUUGGAUCAAUGUAGACUUCCUUAACAAAGGAUACGUGGGACCUAAUCCUUGGGAAUCUAAAAUCCAGUCAAUGUUUUAUGAAUUUGGAAUAUUCAGCACAAAGUAUGAAGCAGAGGAGAUUCCGAGUUGGUUUAAGUAUAGAAGCUUGGGGCCAUCAAUAUCAUUUACCAUCCCAUCAUCAUCUCCAAACAACCUUACUGGACUCAACUUCUGCUCUCUGCACACAUUGAAACCUCCCGAUGAGUGGUUAUUAUUUCCACAUGAUCAGUUUCCUAGUACACCAAUGACGACAAUUAGUAAUAUAACAAAGAACUGCACGUGGAUAUACGAACGUCACACGGAUAGAGUUAUUGAAUAUGGAAAGUGUUGGUUGGUGUUAAGUCAUUGGAUGUUUGGGAUGAAUGAAAUGGAGGUUGGUGACCAUGUUACUAUUACUGUUACAUCACCAUAUAAUGAAUUUGUAAAGGAUUGUGGGGUGAGUCUUGUGUAUGAUGAAGUAAAGAACAAGGAUGAAGAAGAAGAUGCAUUGGGUUAUUACAAGUCAUGGAAUCACAUAAUUGGUGGAGAUCUCUCUCCUUUUCAAACAACAACAGGACAAUACAUCCUAAACAACAUGCGGUUUUUUGAGUCUGCCAUUAUGUUGUUUCCGUAUCAUGCUAAAUUAAUUCCAGACGGCCCCAGAUAUCAAGGACAAAAGGAAGUGUCCUGGUUUAGAGCUUUUUCUCAAAGGAAUACUGGCAUAAUUGGGAGCACACGUGUGGGUAAAGGGAAAUCUUCAAGGUUUUAUCCUUCACGUGAAUCUACUUGAGAAAGAGAGGCUAGAUGUAACCGAACUACUCUAAAUCAAUCACUUGAAACUGGACGAGUUAUAUCCUAAUUUUCUAGAAGAAUUAAGAUUAUUUGCUCCUUGUAGCCUUUGGUGCCCAUUUAUGUUUUGGUUUUUGUAUUCUUUUUUUAGUCUUUAAUUGCAAAAGACAGGUGAAAACAAUAUGAAUGAUUUUUUAUUUCAGUUAAUACGCAUGUAAGGAAUAUGAUGUAAGUCGACAUGUUGUUUUGAUUACUUUAUAUAUUCUAUUCGAUAUUUUGUUGAUUUUGUUUAUGUUAUU